GGAGGACGGCUCUACUUGGGACCCAGAAACUGACCCAGAGAGUUUCGCUUACUGCCCGUUCAGGCUGGAUUCCCAGAAAUACUGGAUCAGUGAAGGGGGUGGGGGUAGACCUAGAUAAACAGAUCAAAGGUGAAUGGGGCCUUGCAGGCCACUGAGUGAGAUCCAGCUAGGAGACGGGAACAUGGACUUCCUGAGCAGGCUGAGUCUCUUACUGGCAAUGGUGAUGCAGCAAGUGGGCAGCAGCCCAUGGCCAAAGGCCGUAUUUGGACGCCUCACAUCCCCCGGCUUUCCCGAAGUGUACCCCAACAAUGAGGAGCAGAGCUGGAACCUGAUAGCCCCCCCUGGCUACCGAAUCAGUCUCUACUUCACCCACUUCAAUCUGGAGCUGUCCUAUCUCUGCGAAUACGACUUUGUGAAGCUCUACUCUGGGGACAAGCUGCUGGCCACGCUGUGUGGGCAGGAGAGCACGGACACCGAGCGGGCGCCUGGCAACCACACCUUCCACUCAGUGGGCAGCAACCUCCGCGUCGUCUUCCGCUCUGACUAUUCCAAUGAGAAAGAUUUCACUGGCUUUGAGGCUUUCUAUGCCGCUGAGGACAUUGAUGAGUGCCAGGUGCCACCUGGAGCAGACCCCAUCUGUGACCACUACUGCCACAAUUAUCUGGGCGGCUUCUACUGCUCCUGCCGAGCAGGCUUCAAACUCCACAAAGACAAGCACACCUGCUCAGCCCAGUGCUCAGGCCAGGUCUUCACUGAAAGAUCUGGAGUGAUUAUGAGCCCCGACUACCCCCAGGCCUACCCCAAACUCUCCAGCUGCAGCUAUAGCAUCCAGUUGGAAGAUGGAUUCAAUGUCAUCCUGGAAUUUGAGGGCUCCUUUGAUGUGGAAACUCACCCAGAGACCCCGUGUCCCUAUGACAUCCUGAAGAUUAAAACAGACAAGGGGGAAUAUGGGCCAUUCUGUGGACAGACCUCACCACGCCAGAUUAACACCAGAAGCCACACUGCGACUAUCAUCUUCAUCACGGAUGCCUCGGGAGACCACACCGGCUGGAAGAUACGAUACUGGGGCACAGCUCAGCCAUGCCCUAUUCCAAUAUCGCCACCUCAUGGCCGCAUCGCGCCAGUGCAACCGAAAUACAUCAUGACGGAACACUUCUCUCUCUCUUGUGAGACGGGAUACGUCCUUUCCAAAGAUGAAAGGAUUUUGGAGUCUUUUACUGCAGUCUGUCAGAAAGGUGGAACCUGGGACCAAGCAAUGCCAGAAUGCAGCAUUGUUGACUGUGGCCCGCCCGACGAUCUACUCAAUGGCCAAGUGACAUACAUCACAGAUGGUGAAGUGACCACAUAUGAAGCUGUGAUUCAAUAUAGCUGCAAGGACCCCUUCUACACUAUGAAAAUGAAUAAUGAUGGUAAAUAUCGGUGUGGGGCUGAUGGCUUCUGGAAGAGCUCCAAGGGAGAAAAUUCACUCCCAGUCUGUGAGCCUGUUUGUGGUGUGGCAUCUCAGAGGAUGGAGCGAGUGCUUGGAGGGAGCAAGGCCAAGCUCGGUGAAUUUCCCUGGCAAGUCAUGCUGCUAGGGGAAGCUCUGGCUGGAGGCGCGCUGUUAUAUGACAACUGGGUUCUCACGGCUGCUCAUGCAGUAUAUGAACAGAGAGACCUAUCGUCUCUGGAAAUCAGGAUGGGCGCUCUGAAGAGAGUAUCACCUCAUUACACAGAAGCCUGGGCAGACGCAGUCUUUAUACAUGAGGGUUAUACAUAUGAUGAGGCCAACUUUGACAAUGACAUCGCACUGAUUAAGCUAAAGACACGUGUUGAGAUCAACAGGAAUGUCACACCGAUUUGCUUGCCAAGAAAAAACGGAACCCAUGUGAAAACAAAUGAUUUGGGAAUGGUGUCUGGCUGGGGAAGGACUGAAAAGGCUCUCAGAGCCCAGAGCCUAAUGUAUGUUGAGUUACCAGUUGUAGACUGGCAAACAUGUCUGGCAGCAUUCGAAAAGAAGAAGUCCCCGGGAGGGAAGCCUCUUGUCCUAACAGACAACAUGCUAUGUGCUGGUUUUCAAAGUGGUGGAAAGGAUUCUUGUUCCGGGGACAGUGGAGGGCCCUUAGUGUUUCUAGACCAUGAGACUAGAAAAUGGUUUGUAGGAGGGAUAGUGUCCUGGGGCUUAGGAUGCGGUGAGGCGAAUCAGUAUGGAGUUUAUACCAAUGUUGUUAACUAUAUUUCUUGGAUUGAGAACAUAAUUCUGAAUAAUUCUUAAAAUUGCAAAAACUUUCAAUAACUUCUCCCUUAAUAAAAAGUACUUUCCAAGCAACCUAUAUUCUAAGUGUCUAACAAAGUAGCCUAAAAUGUGGAAUACCAACAUGAACUUAAAACUGUUAAAAAAAGAACGAAAAUAUUCUAAGAUGAAGUUUCUGAAAACUCGACACACAAGACUGUAUCUGUAGCAGCCCAGGUUAACCUGACUACCUUCAGAGCAGUACAUGUCUACUCUGAAGAGGAACUGUAUUCAGAGUUGCUUUUCUAAUACUGAGCAGGACUUGCUUCUUUCCAUCCACUCUUCAGCCAAUCCCCCUUGUGACUAAUGUGCAGAGUAUCACACUGCAGGCCAUGAUCACUACUACAGGUCACUUCUCUGCACCUAUGCCAUCACUGAGAAAAUGGAAAUGUAUAAAUGCAUAUACUGCUCCUAAGAAUCAAAAUGAGAUUGUGAAGACGCUUUGUUGUUGCAAUGUACUAAAUAAAUGUAAAUGGUAAACUCUAAGAUACAACACUCCGGGAAGAAGGAGGGUUAAGCUGAGCAUUCACAACACGGAGCCACGUUCCUCAGAAUUUCCUAAAUGGCAACAACUGACAAGAGCAGCAGAAAGCACUGUUCCACGUGGUGGGAGGAGAGAUACUGGUUUUAAUUUCUUUACUGACACCCACUAGAUAUGAGUACACUAGUCACAACUGUGACAUUCUUCACUCAUGCCUGAGGUGCCUGUCUCAGGGGUGCUGAGGACCAAAAAUGUUGUGCACCCUUUAAGGUGUCAUGUGCAAACUAUUAUGAAGUCACCGCUUCCCAUUCCGUUCCCAGCAUACACUUAAGGUAACAUUUGGAGGACAAUGCACUUAAAAAACUCUUUGGUUCAACCUUCUAAUCUUUUUGACAUUUCAGAAGUCUAUAUCCUUAAAACAUGAUGAAAUCUCUUCAGUUCAGCUGCUCUAAGUAUCACCCUACAUUAAGCUUCACUGUGGAGCUGAGUAAUUAUAUACUUUUAUGUAUGAGGCACUUCCUAUAGAUGAUUAAGUGCCUUCCAGUUUCCUAGACACAAAUGGAAAAAAAAAAAGCU
Molecule: messenger RNA, 3326 nt
Organism: Vombatus ursinus (common wombat)
Lineage: Eukaryota; Metazoa; Chordata; Mammalia; Diprotodontia; Vombatidae
Gene: MASP2
Product: mannan binding lectin serine peptidase 2
Exons: 11
Coding region: 134-2251 (705 amino acids)
Biological process (GO): proteolysis; complement activation, lectin pathway
Cellular component (GO): extracellular region
Molecular function (GO): calcium ion binding; serine-type endopeptidase activity
Source: RefSeq, a predicted model, not a curated record